Aedes aegypti (yellow fever mosquito) is the source of this 2075-nucleotide messenger RNA. RefSeq lists its product as uncharacterized. The record is from RefSeq and is a predicted model, not a curated record. The transcript has 3 exons. Gene Ontology annotation, cellular component: cytoplasm. Gene Ontology annotation, biological process: proteasome-mediated ubiquitin-dependent protein catabolic process; multicellular organism development. Lineage: Eukaryota; Metazoa; Arthropoda; Insecta; Diptera; Culicidae. Gene Ontology annotation, molecular function: ubiquitin conjugating enzyme binding; ubiquitin protein ligase activity; zinc ion binding. The coding region runs from base 217 to 1953 and encodes 578 amino acids.
GUUAACUAGUCAGUCAGUCGGUUAGUGUCACGAAAUCGAUCAAACCCGUCUCAUCCUCGUCCUCAUCCGAGCAGGCGAACCGCGUGUUAUCUCCUCCCAUCGCCGCCUGCUUGUUAAAUUUAAAAAGUCCGCAAAAUCCGUUCAACUGAUACCUACCGUCGUGUCUUCGAUAAGAUAAGCUAAAGAUAGUCGGAAUCGUCGGUGGAGGUCACCAGAAUGAAUCGUCGUCCUCGAACCGCAAUCACUUUCAAUCGGAGCUCCCAGCAACAGCAGCAGCAGCAGAACGGCACCGGAAUGUCCUCCAUCGAGCAAGAAUCCAACGCUCCACCCCCUUCCGAGCCCACCCUGGUGACGGUCCGAGCCCUGGAACGGUACGAGAAGUCCUCCCCGGUGAGCAGCAGUUCCGAUCGAACCUCGACGACGUACACAACCAACAAGCCGGAACCGAGCACCGGUCGCCAGGAUUCGGCCAGUUCCUCGCUGGGGGACAAACGCAAAUCGGUCGUCUACAGUGAUGCCAACUUCAGCAUCACGCUCCACCACUACGACAGCAUCAUCAGUGAACUGAAAUGUCCAGGAUGUGCCCAGGCAUUGUACGGACCGAUCUACUUGUGCCAAACGGGACACAGCAUCUGUUCGCAGUGUUCCGGCCGGAUCAGCGCUUGUCCGCUCUGCCGGAAGAAGCUGACCGAAAUGCGAAACUACACGCUGGAAGCGAUUGCGGCCAAGGUGCACUUCCCCUGUACUCAUGCGGCGCGGGGCUGCACGGUGCGGUUGCCGCUGGAGCUGCUCUGGUGGCACAAGGAUCGCUGUGGAUAUAAGCAAAUCGAGUGCUUCAUGGGUAAGGUGUGGGAGGACUGCUCGUGGCACGGUUGCGAGAAGGACUGGAUCGGCCAUUGCGUAACCGAGCACCAAGACAAGGUGUACAACCUGCCGGACAUUGUACUGACGUGGAACUACGCGGCGGACAGUCAGCGGUGCAUUGCGCUGCAGUCGGUUAUCGCCUACUACGUGAUUCGGGCGUACGGCGAGUACUUCAACGUGUACCAGAUCUACGACCAGAACAGUAGGCGUACGAUUUGGACGGUGAUUUGUGCAUCGAAGGAGGCCAAAACGAGCCACCGGUUUGCGUUCGAGCUGGAGCUCUAUUCGCCGAUUGAUAGCUCGAAGCUGUUGGUUCAACGGUUCCCGUGCCACUCGGAAAACGACGCGGACUUCUUGAAGGAUGGGAACUGUGCCAAAAUUCCACUGGAGGAGGCGAUACGGUUCAUGACGAAGGAUAAGAUCCUGUACUACCGGAUCCGGAUUGUCGAGGUCACACCAUGUCGCAGUCGCAGCUUGGUCCUCAUAAGCCCAUCACAUAAACUAAUCAACCCUACACCGUCGAUCGCUCAGCUGCUACCCAUUGAUUACAACGUCACCAAAAUCGAAAACGUCAACAUGAAAGCCGUCCCGGAGACGGAUAUCAUUGUGCGGGGUUCUUCACUGUCUGACCUCAGCAAAAUUUCAUCCGCCGAUCAGGUCACAAUCCAAUCAACGUCUUCUUCCUCUUCGUCGAACUCAUCGACCCUGCGAGAUCCAACCGAGGCAGAUCUCCCGGAGGAAGAUCAGGACCUUGACGCGAAAAAUGCCCUGAACCGAGCCAACUCGCUCCCGAAACCUCCCCGCGUCCAGAUCCGAGUGGAAUCGAAAACCGAACACCAGGAACAGCAGCAGGAGCCACAGCAGUUGGUCCGAUGUCGGCUGGUGGAACGCCAGGAGAGCAUCAAAAUGCAACCCAUAUAUACGGGGAAUGGGGCUGCUGCCACGGCUUCGUUGUCUUCCAAGCGUGAAUCGAAGACGAAGGCGUCCACCGAGAGUCUGAAUUUGAAAGGGUUGUCCAAGUUUUACAACAUUACCAGUUACAAGGCGUCCAAGCUGUGGAACAAAAAAUCGCCCAAAGCGAGCGAUUAAGGACGAUUUUGGUUCGUUGCAGUACGAACACUUUCUUGAAUAAACUUAUGUAAUUUAUUGUAUUAACGAAGACUUAGAGUAGAUAAGGUGUUCUGAAUAAAUUUUCACUGUUGAUUAUGAUG